This is a messenger RNA of Magnusiomyces paraingens, 7200 nucleotides long. RefSeq lists its product as uncharacterized. The record is from RefSeq and is a predicted model, not a curated record. Bases 1 to 7200 code for a protein of 2399 amino acids. Lineage: Eukaryota; Fungi; Ascomycota; Dipodascomycetes; Dipodascales; Dipodascaceae. The transcript is spliced from 2 exons.
AUGUCUUACCCAUCAAACAAUAAAUCAAAGCAACCAGUACGCGAAAAUUCGUCACUAAGUCGACUUCACGAAAUUUCAAACCGGCCACUUAGAUCCAAGACAUUUAAACAAAUUGUUAGAGCUAAAUUUCCAAAUCUAUAUAGCUCUGCCGGAAGUAUUGUAUCAGUGAAAACAGCCAAAGGAUCAUCGCCCAAUGAGUUAGCAGAAUGGAUGCGCUCCUUGCGAAAACGUGCAGAUGCCGCGCUUCUACAAAAUGAUAAAUUUGAAGCCGAAACUGAAGAUGAGAUUGCCGAAAUGCGAGCUAAGUUACAAGAUGAAUCCGAAGAUGAAGAUGAUUUUUCUCAUUCAUUUAACAAGCUUGGAGAAAUUCUUGAGCGUAAACGGCAACAUUUUUCAAACGUUUUUCCAAAUAAAAAGCAAAGGAUUUCUGAGGACUCGGAGUACUUUAAUGAUUUUAUUGAAGAAGAAGAACAAACACCACUUGUCAAUGAUAUUUCAAACCCUCUCUUCCAUCGAAACGAAUGCUAUCCUGAAGAGACACCAGAAUUUAAGUAUUUACAAUCUUCAGCAAAUAAAAAUGUUUUGACUAUUGACAAUAGUAUGCAAAACAUGUGCUCUACUCACGAAAACAAAAAUCACGCGGACACUGAUGACGACAGUGAUGUCGAAAUAAUAAGUGACACUUCAGCUUCACUUGAUAACAACGUUGGAAAUGAAAUUUCCAAAGAUGAAUAUUUGGAUAGUUUUAACAGGAAACCCGAAGAUUUUGUUUUCAGGGAUUCUCAGGAGCACUUGGGUAAUACUGAUGAUGACUUCAUAGAUGAUACCAUAGAGAGCCCAUGGAUCGAUGAAAGUCAAGAAGAAUCUGAAAGCGAAAACGAAUCUCAAGAUACAACAGCACAUACUGACAGCGACUUAGAGGAAGUUGAUACUUAUCACCCCUUUCAAGAACCUAGAAACAACGAAAAUUCCUUGGAAAAUGGUGAAGAAGAAGAGAGUGAAAAUUCCGAUGAAGAUGAAGAUGAAAAUGGAUAUGAAAAUGGAUAUGAAAACGAGGAAGAGAAUGAAUAUGUGGAUGAAAAUAGUGAAGAUGAUGAAAAUAAUUGUGAUCAAAAUAUAUUAGAGGAAAUCUCUCAGGAAGAGAUUGGUCUUAACAGUCAAAAAAUUCCCUCUGAAUCAAAUAUUUUUGUGCCUAAUUCAAUUCCGAUUCCUGUCGAAGAUGCUGAAAACACACACGGCGAUGAUUCUGAUAUGGAAAUGGAUACAGGGCCCCUUGAACAAUUUCAUCACAUUGAGGAUAACUCUUCACAUCAAAAUGAUGUCAUGAUUGAUCAAAAUGACCUUAAAACAAUUUUUGAUAUGGUUCCUCAGGAACGACCCGAGCCAUCGGAUUCCCACGAAAUUACUGGUGGUAUAUCAGAGGCUGAUUUAGCCGAAUUAGCUCAAAUCGCUGUUCAUAAAGGCCUACAAGAUAAUGCCUCGGUUCCCCAUGACGACUUGUCCGAGGGCAAAUUAUUUGCCCAAAAUAAAAACCUUUCUUUUAUCGACACAAAAACUGAAUCCACCCCACAUCCAAAUGCUUCACUCAAUAAUUCUGCCGUUAGAAUCAAUUUGGAUCAUCAUAUUCAAUCCAACAUAAAACAUGAAUCCGAAGUAGCACCAGUACUUGCUAUUAGUGACAUUAACCGUUGCCCAACUUCUGAGGCAUCAAUUAAUCACGUAAGACUCGGCGAGUCUCUGGAAAAAAGUUCUGAGUCCGUCAAUGAACUUGACCUUCCUUUAAUUGAUGAAUCCAUUGAAAAACCUUUUGAUCGAAAGUCUACUAGUGAGAUUGUUAACAGAUCUGUUGACGAACCUGUUGAUGAAUCUGUUGAUGAAUCUGUUGACGAAUCUGUUGACGAAUCUGUUGACGAAUCUGUUGAUGAAUCUGCAGCCGAGCCUGUUGCUGAGCCUGUUACUGAGCCUGUUACUGAGCCUGUUGAUGAAUCUGUUGAUGAAUCUGUUGACGAAUCUGUUGACGAAUCUGUUGACGAAUCUGUUGACGAAUCUGUUGAUGAAUCUGCAGCCGAGCCUGUUGCUGAGCCUGUUGCUGAGCCUGUUGCUGAGCCUGUUGCUGGGCCUGCUACCGAACUUGCAGAUAAACUUGAUAACGAGCCACUUUACAACCCUGUCAUUGAUGUUUCUACAGAAUCCGGUUUUCUUUCAUCUGAGCCUAUUUCUAAUGCUAACUUUUCUAUUUCAUCAUUUUUAGAUAAGAAACAACCUGUUAAUUCUGAGGUUUUGUCUUCUUUACCUUCAAAUACACAGACAGAAAAAGAUUUUUCAGCACAAAAUCCAGAAAAUUAUGCUUCUAAAACGAAAACUCUUGUCGGUGUAGGCCUUAAUGGAGCUCCUGUUUUUUCAUGGGGCUUAAGUAAUGCUAAUUCUCUUAAAAAUGAUAACGUCAAUAGUAGUGUUGCAUUUUCCUUUGGAGAAACAUUUCAGCAUGUUUUGGAAGAUAAAACUGACAAUUUAAACAGCGAAAAUGGAAAUACCCAAGAUACAAAAGAUAUAUCUGAAUUAGCCAAUUCAAACGAGAUAUCUUUUCCUGAGCAAAUUUCUUAUAACAAAAAAUCCACUUUUGGAUAUAAUAAAACCAAUAAUUCGUCUCAGUCAAUGUCUUUUGUUUCGAUAUCUGAAUCCGAAUUGCCGCAUACUUCACAGGUGGGCUAUGAUUUUGGCACCAAUUUAGCAUCCACAACAUCAAACAUUAAUAGCGACGAUUCAAAUGAGCUUCAUAAUCAAUUGAAUGAUUUAUCUCCAGAUGAUAUUGUUUAUAUGGGAAAAAAGGCUGAGUCCAAAACUAACCCUUCACAAAAUAUAAAUGAUUCUAAUGUUAUCACUGAUGAGUUUGUUGAUCCAAAUCUAUUUUCUUUGUCAGAAUCUAAUACUGUUAAAAAUAGUCAAGCUAACAUUUUGAAUUCAGAAAAAGAAAAUGCAAAUGUAAAUCAAAUCUCUAUUUCGGAAGAAAAUUUAGAUGUUGUCCAUACAGUUUCUGAAGCUGUUCAAUUGGCCUAUGAAGCUAUAAAUAAAAUUUCUGACCUUUCUUCUUAUGCUCAAAAUGAUAUGAGUGCCAAUGCUGAUACUUCUCACCACUUAGAUCACAAAAACCCUUCAUAUGAUCAUAAUUAUAAUAAGUCACACGUUUUCAAUGAAGAAAUUGAACACAUAAACACACUUUCCAAUAACACAAGUCUACAACAAAUGGAUAUUGAAGAAUCUCACUCAGCACAUAUUGAUAGUGUUACACCGAAAUCUAAUAAGCCCACAUCAUCUGAAAACGAAUCUGAAAUGAUCAUCGAUUAUAAUCGACAAGAAAUUCACAGUGAUUCUGAACACACAAAAAGCUCAGCAAUUGAAAUUAAUCAACUUCAGAAUGAUAAUGUUGUUAAUUUUGACGAAGUUCACAACUCUGAUGGUAUCAAUAAUUCUGAUGGAGUUGAUCAAUUUGAUGACGUCCAUAGUGCUGAUGAUGUUGAUAGUACCGAUGGCAUUGAUAAUUUUGAUCAUGUCCAUUGCUCUGAUAAUAUUUGCGAUGAUUCAAAAGAAACGGGAAAUGUUAAAGCUUCUGUACCUGGUCAGAUUUUAUCCAAUAUUAAUUCUAGCAUUUAUGAUGAUGACAGUGUCUUUGUUGAUUCUCAUCUUAUGAACUCUAGACAAAGCUCUGAUCCUGAUGUGGAAAUGAAUGCUGAAGCUGGCGGUUCAGAUGUUGAAAUGGUUUUUCAAGAUGAACAAGAAGACAUAGGUCUUUCAGAUGCUGAUAAUGUUUUCAGUAAAUCAGCAAAUCUAAUAAAUACCUCUGAAACUUCUGGUAUUGAGAAACCUGCAGAUAAUGGUACCGCAGUAAAUGUCGAAGAGCCUUGUAGCAUUGGACAAAAAUUGGUUGAUAUCAAAGAGUCUUCAGAUCUUCAAGAAUUUUCCAACGGCCAAGAGUCUGUCAACGUCGAAAAAUCUAUUGGCAUUGAAAAUUCUGCUGAAACUCACGCUGCUGAAGUCGAAAGAUUUGUCAACGUUCACGGAUUUGUUGACAUUCAGAAUUCUGCCGAUAUUCAAAAAGAUACACAUGCCCAAAAGUCUAAUAAUGAUGAAACCCCUACCCAUAUUCAAGAGGUUUCUACUGAAAUUAAAGAAUCUACCAACAUUCAAAAACCUGAUGACUCAAAUAAUAUUGAAAAGUCAGUCGACAUCGAAAACUCAUAUAAUAUUCAGAAACCGGCUGAUAAUGAAUCUUCUGUCAGUGCUUCUGUUGAAAUGAAAGAAUCUGAGGUUGAAAAGUCUUCUGAAAAUAAAAAGUUCAUCAAAGUUGACGAUUAUGAUGAUCACCCAAAAUCGUUUAAAAUAAAAGAUUCUGCUAACAUUGAAAUGUCUGAUAUCGAAAAGACUUCUGGUGUUGAAUCUAUCCAGGUUGAAUAUGCUGAUUUUAAAGAGCCUGCUAAGAUGGAAGAUUUUGAUGUUGAAAAUGCUGUGGAUACUAAAAUAUUACAUGAAGACUCUGAAAUCAUUAAUGUGAAUAAUCUGGUAGAUUUAGACGAACCUAUGGAUAUUGAUACUCCAGUUGAAAAUCACGGUCUUAAAAACUUGGACGAACAGAUUGAAACUUAUGAAUUGAUGGAUAUUGACAAAAUCGAAAGUACAGAAUAUGUCAGUCUGUCUAAAACCGACAAACUUUCUGAAAACGAGGUUUCUCCGUCUAUUGAUUCUAUUAAAUUUUCCAAAUUUAAAGAACUUGCCACUGUUAAAGAUAACGAAAUGAGAAGCUCUAUUGGUGUUGAAGAGUCUAUUGACAUUGAUGCUGAUAUUGACAUGGACAUUGAGGAGUCCACCAAUGUCAAAGAAUUUGUUGAUAUUGAAAAGUCUAUUGGCGCUGAAGGACCUUUUAAUGAAGAGUCUACCAAUGUUGAAGAGUCUGUUGAUAGUGACAAGUCUUCCGGUUUUAACGAAACUGCCGAUAUUAAAGAAUCGACCAACUUUCGAGAGCUUGCUAACUCUCAAGAUCCUAUUUAUACUGGAGAAUCUGUCGAUACUCAGGAAUCUCCUUAUGUAAAAGAUGUCAUUAACCUUGAGGAGCCUACUGAUACUAAAAUGUUGGCCAUCAUUCAAAAGUCAGAUCAUGUUGAAAAGUCGACUCAUGAUCAAAAUCCCAUUGGCAUUGAAAAGUCUGUUGAUAUUGAAAAAUCUAUCAAUUUUGAAGAGGUUACCAACGUUAAGUCUGUUGAAGUUAAAGUACCUUCUGAUGUUCAAGAAUCUACUAGUCUUGAAAAGUCUGCUGCUGAUGUUGAAGGGUCUGCCGAUGUUGAAGAGCUUGCAGAUGCUGAAGAGCUUGCAGAUGUUCAAGAAUCUACUAGUCUUGAAGAGUCUGCUGCUGAUGUUGAAAGGUCUGCAGAUGCUGAAGAGCUUGUCGAUGCUGAAGAGCUUGUCGAUGCUGAAGAGCUUGUCGAUGCUGAAGAGCUUGUCGAUGCUGAAGAGCUUGUCGAUGCUGAAGAGCUUGUCGAUGCUGAAGAGCUUGUCGAUGCUGAAGAGCUUGCAGAUGUUCAAGAAUCUACUAGUCUUGAAGAGUCUGCUGCUGAUGCUGAAGGGUCUGCAGAUGCUGAAGAGCUUGUCGAUGCUGAAGAGCUUGCAUAUGUUAAAGGAUCCGCAGUUCGGUUUGAAGCAUCCGUUAAUGUUAAUGUUAAUGUUAAUGAAUCCGGCAACUUCAUCAAAUCAUCAGAUUCUCUGCAAAAUGUUAAGGGUGAUAAUCUUGCUGAAGUGUCUCAGUUUGUACAGCUUUCUGAGUCUGUCGAAGUUUUGGAAUCCCGCGACGUAUCAAAAUCUACAGAAGUUGUGGAUUCUUCUAUAAAUAACAUAACUGAGCAUACCUCAGCAUUCACACAAAGAAUCCACCAAUCGACUCAAACUUUUACUUCGCAUUUGAAUUUUGAAAGCAGUAGAGAUGUUGGUAUCGAAAACAUUUCCCAUAAUACCUCAAAAUUUUCUGAGAGCUCUAAUUCAUAUGAAGCUAUUGAAGAAGCUGGGUUUAGCAACAAAAAUUCUAAUGAUGAAUCCGAAUUUCUCACCCAAACUCAAGAUUUAGUCGAGAUUUCAUCUGAUGAAAAUCCAGGGACCGAAGUUGGCAAGCAAGCUUAUAAAGCUGAUAUUAUCAAUAACCAUGACAAUGACAAUGACAAUGACAAUGACAAUGACAAUGACAAUGACAAUGACAAUGACAAUGACAAUGACAAUGACAAUGACAAUGACAAUGACAAUGACAAUGACAAUGACAAUGACAAUGACAAUGACAAUGACAAUGAAAAUGAAAAUGAAAAUGAAAAUGAAAAUGAAAAUGAAAAUGAAAAUGAAAAUGAAAAUGACAAUGACAAUUACAAUGACAAUUACAAUUACAAUGACAGUGACGAUGAUGAUGAUGAUGAUGAUGAUGAUGAUGAUGAUGAUGACGAUAAUGAUGUGAAUAAUGGUGACGACGAUGACUAUGGCUAUGACUAUGACGAUGACAAUCACAAUCACAAUCACUAUCACAAUCACAAUCACAAUCACAAUCACAAUCACAAUCACAAUGAUAAUGGCAAUAACGAUGACAAUGACAAUGACAAUGGCAAUGACGAUGACAAUGACGAUGACAAUGACGAUGACAAUGACGAUGACAAUGACGAUGACGAUGACAAUGACGAUGACAAUGACAAUGACAAUGACAAUGACGAUGACAAUGACGAUGACAAUGACGAUGACAAUGACGAUGACAAUGACGAUGACGAUGACAAUGACGAUGACAAUGACAAUGACAAUGACGAUGACAAUGACGAUGACAAUGACGAUGACAAUGACGAUGACAAUAGCGAUAAUCAUAAUAAUUAUCUCGAAGAUAAAGAUGAUAACAAUAAAGAUAACGAUAAUUUCCUUGAUAAUAUCCUUGACGAUUUUAUUUCACGUCAUCCAAUGACGUACGAGGAAAAUACGAAAGACAAUAUUCGUCAUGGCUCUGUUGAAAAUUCCUCUAAUUCAGAAGGUCAUCAUUACAACAGCAGUAGUGAAAACUUUUCACAGUCAAAUAUUGAUGAAAGCCAAGUUAUCUCUAAUACAAGUGGUGGUUUACUACGAUCGAUGACAUCUGUGGCUAAUGAACCGGAAAUUAUCGUUAUUAGUGAUAGUGAAGAUGAUGAGCCAUAA